GUUAAUCUUUUAUAUAGAGGUUGUUGUGGUAUCAGUGACCUUAAAUGUGGCCCCAUAUUAUGACAACUGUAGUAAAUGCCAUUACAUUUCACUCACCAUGCCUCCAAAGAAGAGGCAACACGUAUCAAAAGAAAGGAACAAAAAGAAUGCCAUCCUUGAUGAUUCGGGUGAUGAAGAUGAUUUCUCUGUCACCCAGAAAAUAGUAGAAUUCUAUGAGGGACAUCCAUAUCUAUUUGAUCUCCGGCAUGAGAACUAUCGCAAUAACAAACUAAAGGAGGCAAAGUUGGCCGAGUUGGCAACAUAUAUUAAAUGGAAUGGUCAGUAGAAUGAAAG
Molecule: messenger RNA, 333 nt
Organism: Owenia fusiformis
Lineage: Eukaryota; Metazoa; Annelida; Polychaeta; Sabellida; Oweniidae
Source: the annotation of a GenBank genome assembly